AUGGUACCUGCUCAGAUGACACCAACCUACAUGGUACCUGCUCAGAUGACUCCAACCUACAUGGUACCAGCUCAGAUGACUCCAACCUACAUGGUACCAGCUCACAUGACUCCAACCUACAUGGUACCAGCUUACAUGACACCAACCUACAUGGUACCAGCUCACAUGACACCAACCUACAUGGUACCAGCUCAAAUGACACCAACCUACAUGGUACCAGCGCAGAUGACACCAACCAACAUGGUACCAGCUCACAUGACACCAACCUACAUGGUACCUGCUCACAUGACAGCUUCCUACAUGGUACCUGCUCACAUGACUCCAACCUACAUGGUACCAGCUCAGAUGACACCAACCUACAUGGUACCAGCUCAGAUGACACCAAUAUACAUGGUACCUGCUCACAUGACUCCAACCUACAUGGUACCAGCUCAGAUGACACCAACCUACAUGGUAUCAGCUCACAUGACACCAAUAUACAUGGUACCAUCUCACAUGACACCAACCUACAUGGUAUUUGCUCUCAAUAUAGGUCAUAUAAUAUGA
Haliotis rubra (blacklip abalone) is the source of this 546-nucleotide messenger RNA. RefSeq names its product repetitive proline-rich cell wall protein 2-like. Lineage: Eukaryota; Metazoa; Mollusca; Gastropoda; Lepetellida; Haliotidae. Bases 1 to 546 code for a protein of 181 amino acids. The transcript has a single exon. The record is from RefSeq and is a predicted model, not a curated record.